Molecule: messenger RNA, 1395 nt
Organism: Penicillium argentinense
Lineage: Eukaryota; Fungi; Ascomycota; Eurotiomycetes; Eurotiales; Aspergillaceae
Product: aminopeptidase P family protein
Exons: 2
Coding region: 1-1395 (464 amino acids)
Molecular function (GO): metalloaminopeptidase activity; manganese ion binding
Source: RefSeq, a predicted model, not a curated record
AUGGCUACCGUCGAUGCUAUUCUCGCGGCCAAGUACCCGGCCAAAGUUCAUGCGCGCCGUGUCGCCCAGGCUCUCCAGGCCCAGGGCGAGGCUGGCGCUAUCUACCUCGAAGCGCAAAAAACCCGCAUGAUUGAGGACAAUGACGAGGCAAUGCCAUUCAGACAGCGUCGUCCCUUCUUCUAUCUCACCGGAUGUCCCGAGCCCGAUGCUUCAAUGGUCUACGAUGUCAAAGCGGACGAGUUAACCCUGUUUAUUCCUCCCAUCGACCCCGAUUCAGUCAUCUGGUCAGGCCUGCCCUUGUCCCCCGAGGAAGCUGCGAAGCUCUACGACGUUGAUCGCGUCCUCUAUACCUCCGAAGUCAACGCCACCCUCGCUUCAAUUGCUAGCACUCAAGGUGGAAAGACCGUGGCGUUCGCCAUUGAGGAGCAGGUGUCCGAAGGGAUACAAUUCAAGGGAUUUUCUCAGACCAACUUCAACGUUCUGAAGAAGGCGAUUGGCGAUGCUCGAGUCGUCAAGGAUGCGUACGAGAUCGCCUUGUUGCGAAAGGCCAAUGACAUCUCGGCUAAGGGCCAUAUUGCUGCUAUCAAGGCGGCCAGGACAGCGACAAACGAGCGUGAGGUGGAAGCGGCUUGGAUGCAGACCUGCAUUGCCAAUGGGUGCAAAGAGCAGUCCUACCACCCGAUCUUUGCCGGUGGCGCCAACGGUGCUACGCUCCACUAUGUGAAGAACGAUGAGUAUUUGGUUGACCAAGCGACUAAGCAGCGCAAGGGCAAUCUUCUCAUAGAUGCCGGUGGUGAAUACCGGACCUACUGUGCCGACAUUACACGAGUUGUUCCUCUAGCAGGGAGAUUCCCCACCGAGACCCGCCAGAUCUACGAGAUCGUCCUCCAGAUGCAGGCGGCGUGUAUUGCCAUGUUGAAGGAGGGUGUGCGGUGGGAUGACGUCCAUGCACAGGCACACCGCAUCGCGAUCAAGGGCCUGCUGAAGCUUGGUAUUCUGCGUGGCUCUGAGGAGGAGCUGUUCGAAAAGCGUGUCAGUGUCGCCUUCUUCCCGCACGGCCUUGGCCACUAUCUCGGAAUGGAUACCCACGAUACUGGUGGCUAUCCCAACUACGAGGACUCGGACAAGAUGUUCCGGUAUCUGCGUGUCAGAGGCAUCCUCCCGGCAGGCUCCGUCAUCACCGUCGAGCCUGGUAUCUAUUUCUGCCGCUUCAUCAUUGACCCCGUGUUGAAGUCCGCGGAGCUGAGCAAGUACAUUGAUGCCGAUGUCUUGGAGCGUUACUGGGAUGUGGGAGGCGUGCGAAUUGAGGAUAAUGUCCACAUCACCAAGGAUGGCCAUGAUAACCUCACUUCCGCCCCGAAGGCUAUUGAAGAAGUCGAGAGUCUCGCCCAAUAA